Pseudomassariella vexata is the source of this 4497-nucleotide messenger RNA. Its product is annotated as armadillo-type protein. Gene Ontology annotation, cellular component: chromatin; nucleus. The coding region runs from base 1 to 4497 and encodes 1498 amino acids. Gene Ontology annotation, biological process: DNA repair; mitotic sister chromatid cohesion. The transcript is spliced from 3 exons. The record is from RefSeq and is a predicted model, not a curated record. NCBI's taxonomy places the organism in Eukaryota, Fungi, Ascomycota, Sordariomycetes, Amphisphaeriales, Pseudomassariaceae.
AUGGUCCGAAAAAGGGACGAAGUCCCGGAGGAGGAAGAUCAGGAAAUGGAGGAAGAGCUUGUCAGCUUGCAGUUCGAUGAGCCACUGUCAUGGCGGGCUGGGAAGCCAAUCAAUACUGGAGAGCUCCUGCGCCGGCUCGAAAAGCUUUCACAGGAGCUGGUCGAUAUGGACCAGGACACGGUCGAUAAGGACUCGCUCACCAAAGUCGCAAAAGAGCUUGCGUCGCACAACCUGUUGGCGCAUAAGGAAGGAGGCGUGAAGGCAUACGCUGCAUCAUGCCUGGUGGAUAUUCUCAAACUGUGUGCACCAGAUGCCCCUUUUACUCCCACGCAGCUGAAGGACAUUUUUGGCCUUCUAGUCAAAGUCAUCUUGCCUGCACUUUGGGAUCCGGCCAAUGCAUAUAACACCCAGCACAAAUACGUGCUUACCUCUCUGGCAGAAGUCAAAAGUAUUCUUCUGAUCAACGAGCUAUCAAAUGCGGAAGAUUUGCUACUGCAUCUAUUCUCCUCGUUCUUCGAUGGCAUCUCGGGAUCAUCCAUGUCUAGUUCUGGGGAGCAGGUUGCGAAAGAUGUCGAAUUCCAUAUGACCGAUAUUUUGGUUACUUUGAUAGACGAAGGCCCUAACCUGCCUCCAAGUGUUCUGGAUGUGAUAAUGGCCCAGUUCCUGCGAGCCGCUCCUCCAGGCGGCUCCAGAAACAAGUCCGACCUUAACGGCAGUCAAACGACUCUUCUGCCCAAGGAGGAGCCGGAGGCAUAUGUCAUGGCCAAAACGGUUUGCAACACAUGCCCGGAGAAGAUGGCACGCUACGUCAGCCAGUACUUCAGCGAUGUGAUAAUGGACAUAACUGGGAAAGAUCAGACCAACGGGCACAAAGAUGAGGCGGACUCGGAUGACGAUGAUGCGCCAAGCGGCCCUUCCGAAUCAGACUUCAAGGAGCUACGGAAAGCUCAUCAACUUCUUCGCGAGCUCUGGCGUGCCGCGCCCACGGUGCUACAAAAUGUUGUUCCUCAGGUGGACGCAGAGUUGCAAGCCGACAACAUACAGCUGCGGUUAUUGGCGACCGAAACUCUUGGGGAUAUGAUAUCUGGCAUCGGCGCUGCUGGACCUCCGCCACGACCUGCCUUGGACCCGGCAGCGUACCCUGCUCUUAGGUUGAGCGAUGAACCUCCGGAACAUCCUGACUCGAGCAUUCUCACAACCCCCAUUUCGCCCUUAUCAUUCGCUCAGACUCAUUCUCAAGCAUUCCAUAACUUUGCAACCCGGCGGAACGAUAAGUCACCUUUAAUCCGUGCGGCUUGGACGUCCGCCGUUGGGUACAUUGUUUCGACCUCGGCUGGAGGCAUCGGUUUGAGCCGCGAAGACGAGUCGACGCUCAUCGCCGGUUUACGAGACAAGCUCAACGACAGUGAUGAGAAGGUCAGGUUGGCUGCCGUGAAGGCCAUCGAAGUUUUCAGCUUCCGAGAUAUUGUGACGAAGCUGGCCGCUACUGGAGGCGUUGACAAAGCCGACUCGGUGUUGUCCACCCUGGCUGACCGGUGCAGAGACAAACGACCUCCUGUGCGCGUCGAAGCCAUGGUUCUUCUUGGAAAGCUGUGGGCAGUGGCGGCAGGGGAACUCCUCGCAGAUCAGGAGGCUGUAACAUCUGCGUUGUCCAGCAUCCCCACGCGCAUCUUCAACACAUUUUAUGCCAAUGAUCCUGAACUCAACAUCUUGCUCGAGAGAGUCGCCUUUGAGUGCCUUGUUCCGCUGUCUUUCCCACCGCAGAAGGCCAAAACGAAGUCAUCCAAUGGAAACUCCCAAUCGCAAACCACAAAUGACUCCCCCUAUGAUCCGGAUAAGAUCCGGGCAGAACGCAUUCUGCUUCUUGUCCGAAGCUUGGAUGAAAAGGCGAAACGGGCUUUUUUUGCCUUGCAAACCCGGCAACCGCAGUUCUCUCGCGUGCUCGAGAAUUUCGUUCGCCAGUGCGAAGCUUAUAACGGUGGAGUGCCAGAACGCGGUGGAGAGACCACGAAACAAAACCUCAAGAAGACGGUCCAAUACAUUUGCACCUUCUUCCCGGACUCAGUAAAGACAGAAACAGAUCUUCAUAAUUUUGCGACGCUGAAUGAUCGCCGGAGCUAUAAUCUGAUCAAGUUCGUGGUAAGCCUCGAAAGCGACUUCAAGACGAUGUACAGGGCGGUCAAGGAAUUCAACAAGAGGAUUCUAGAUACUUCAAAACCUCAUGUGCUCGACACUUUGGUGCCGCUCCUCUACAGAUCAGCCUACAUCAUGUUCAGCAAGAGUCAUCUAUCGACUUUCAUUGACUACUCCAAGAAUGAUAAGGACAAACUUGGAGUGGCCGCUCAGCAAAUCACUACCGAAAUCUCGCAACAUAUCCCGGAUCUAUUCAAAACACAUAUUGGGGAACUUUGCAAGGAUCUCGUGGCAGGAGCACCCACUACGAAUCGGGAGAAUGAUACCGGGUUGGUUGAAACCCUCAAGGCGUGUUCAUCCUACUCGAGGAAGUACCCGGAGGAGCUGGCCCAGGACAAGAAAUUCACACAGGCACUGAUAAGCUACGCCCUUUACGGCCAACCGGCAAAGGCUGCCAAAUAUGCCGUCAAUAUUAUGAUGGCUCGGAAGGACGACAAGAGCUUCGUUACUGCCACGGAGCUGCUGCAGAGGGUGCGGAAGGACUGGGGGUACGACUCUCCCCAUUUCCUGAAUAAGCUUGCUGCCGUUAGUCAGUUAGAACUUCUGGCCUCCAAGGUCACUGCUGACGCGAACGACGAGAUCGUCGAAAUGGCGCUCGAAAACGUACUGCGAAAGGUUCGCACGGAUGCUCAGGGUUCUGAUCCCGAAUGGGUAGAUGAUGCAGACCUUGACGAAGAAUGCCAAUUGAAGUGUUGGGCCCUCAAGUUGAUUGUUAAUCGACUUUGUGGUAUUCAGGACGUCGAUGAAGCCAAGAAACUUACCCCGACCGUUUUCAAGCUCCUCCGGACUCUAGUCAAUAACGAAGGGGAAUUGUGCAAAACCAAGGUCACUCCAAAUCACCACAAGGCUCGGCUUCGACUACGCGCAGGGCAGCUCACCUUGAAGCUUUGCACAUCAAAGCGUUUCGAGGAGCUCUUCUCACAUGCGGACUUUAAUCGUUUGGCGAUGCUUACCCUGGACCCAGUUGCCAAAGUCCGUCAUCUCUUUAUCGAAAAGCUCCAGAAAUAUUUGGUGAACAACAAGCUACGGCCAAGAUUUUACACAAUGAUCUUCUUGACGGCGUUUGAGCCUGUCGGCGACGUCAAACAGCAGAUUGAGACUUGGAUCCGUUCCCGUGCUCGAUCGUUCCGUGAAAGCAAGCAAACGGUAAUGGAGGCCACAAUGGGGAGGCUGCUUUCAUUGCUUGCACAUCAUCCAGACUACAGUGCGGACGCAAAGGAUCUUAUGGACCAUGCUAGAUACCUGAUAUAUUACAUCAGCAACGUAGCCAACGAGCAAAAUUUUGGGAUGAUAUUCAGAUACGCAGAACGAGUUAAGCAGACGCGAGACGGCAUUGAUCCUGCCAAGAGUGAAAAUCUUUACGUGCUCAGCGAUCUUGCGCAAGCUAUCCUGCGAAAGUGGCAGGAAAGGAAGAAUUGGAGCUUCCAGGCUUACGGCGGAAGAAUUGGCUUGCCGCUGGGACUUUACUCGACGCUCCCCAACCACGAAGCCGCGCAAGAAAUUGCAAGCAAGCAGUUUCUCCCCGAAGGUGCGGAUGAACUCCUGGAUGAUCUACUGAAAAGUGUUGAUAAAAAGAAGAAACGAAAGAGUAUGGAUGAACGCGCCGAAGGUGAUCAUGCCCAGAAGAAAGCUAGGACAGCGCAUUCAAGAACUGUCGCCAAGUCGAAGUCUGCCGCGAAGCCCACUAAAUCUGCUUCUGUGAAGAAGACGGCUGUCAAGAAGAAGGCUCCGGCAAGAUCUCGCAAGACUGCCUCGUCGUCGCCGGGACCUGACUCCGCUGACCGACGCCGAAGCGGCCGUUCGAAGAGAAAUUCAACCUAUGUCGAGCGAGACUCUUCAGAGGACGAUGAAGACAUGCUGGAGGGGGUCGCAAGAUGGGAAUACUACGAUAGUGACGGCAAUCCGGUAAAGAAUGACGAUGAAGAUGAAGAUGACGAGUCUUCUCUCUCGGAAAUCGAGGACGAACCGGAGGCCGAAUCUGAAGUUGAACCAAUGGACGAAGACCCGAGGAAAACAGAGGCUAUUAAGGAGAGCGAACUGAAUGAUCCAGGCGAUGAAGACCCAGACGAGCCGGAAGAGGAAGAGGAUGCUGCCCCGCCGAAAGCCAAUGGCCGCAGGGGUCGGAGUGCUACCGCACGCGCGGCACCCAAGGCAGACAGCCCCAUCAAGUUCGCCAUCAAAGCGAGCGUCAUGAAGGGAAAAGCUGCCGCGUCAAACAAGGCAAAUUCCAAAGCUACUUCUAGUCGUGUGACGAGGGGAAGGAAACCCGUGGGCGACCACGAAAUCGGCGAGAAUUCUGACUAG